This is a messenger RNA of Molossus molossus (Pallas's mastiff bat), 933 nucleotides long. RefSeq names its product stomatin like 1 (gene STOML1). Gene Ontology annotation, cellular component: plasma membrane. Lineage: Eukaryota; Metazoa; Chordata; Mammalia; Chiroptera; Molossidae. The record is from RefSeq and is a predicted model, not a curated record.
CCUGCCUGUGAGCUGAUGAUCAUGUUUCGACUGAUGAUCCACACCCCUUAUGGGCCUGGUGUGGUUCUGCUCCUGCCCUUUGUUGACUCCUUUCAGAGAGGGGCUCUGAGGACAUGAGCCUUCAGUGUCUUUCCCUGCAAGUUGGCCUCUAAGGAUGGGGCUGUGCUGUGUGGUGCUAAUGUCCAGUUCCUCAUCGGGGACCCAGUAUUGUCAGUGAUGACUGUGAAGGACCUGAACACAGCCACACCCAUGAUGGCUCAGAAUGCCAUGACCAAGUCCCUGCUCAAGAGACCUCUGGAGACCCAGAUGGAGAAGCUCAAGAUCAGUGACCAGCUCUUGCUGGAGAUCAACGAUGUGACCAGGGCCUGACUCCAGGUGGGCCAUGUGGAGCUGGCAGUGGGGUCUGUGCUGCAGCCACCUCAGGACAGCCUGGCUGGGCCCGGCCUGCACAGUCCCCUCCAGCAGCUGGCUCUCCACUUCCUGAGGAAGGGCAUGCCUGCAAUGGCAGGAGGUGCCCUGCCUCCAGGGCCAGAUACCUUGGAGGUUGGGAGCGAAGUUGAGCUGCCUGCCCCUCAUCUUGGUGCUAGGCCCAGCUUGAAGCAGCCUAUGGCAGAGGGGCUGCUGACUGUUCUGCAGCCCUACCUGUCUGAGGCCCUGGUCCACCAACCUGGGGCCUGCUACCAGUUUGUCAUCCUGCCUAGUGGUACCCAGAGCACUUACUUCCUGGACCUCACUACAGGGCAAGGGAGGGUGGGAUGUGGGGUACCUGAUGGCAUCACUGACAUGGUGGUAGAGAUGGCUGAGGCUGACCUAUGGGCCCUGUUGUGCAAGGAGCUAUGGUCCCUGGAGGCCUAUGUGAGCGGGCAGCUGAAGGUGAAAGGUGACCUAGAAGUGGCCAUGAAGUUGGAGGCUGUCCUCAGGGCCCUGAAGUAG